CCAAUGGAGCGCAGAUCAUUCAGUCAUUUACUAGUGUGCCUUUGCCGCAUGCGGCAAUAGGAUCGGGCUGCGUCUUUUUAACGGAAACUACGAAGCGAAAGGACAAUUUACUGGUUGCCGUAUAUGCGAAGAUGUACCAUGAGCAAUGCGCCUGACGUCGGUCUUGUUUUAUGCGGUGGCAACUAUUGCUUUUUAUUUCAUAACUGUCGGAUAUGCUCAAGCGGAUUUUCUUUUGUUGAAAAAAUUACUGGCUUUGCGACAGCUCGCCGACAUCACUUCUACAACGACAACGACGACGACAUUAGCGACAACAACAACAACAACAGCAACCACGACGACAUCCGAGCCGUCGUCAUCAACAAUUUCCAGUAUACUAUCCAAUGGAAAACUUCUUUCUGAUGCCGCAGUGCCACUGGUGAUGGAAUUUUACAAAUUUAUCAAAAAGAAUAAAACAAUGGAAGACAGCGCGAAAUUAUUACUAACUCAAUUUAUGCCACAAUUAACCGGCAAUGCUAACACCCUGGACAGCGCCAUGCCCGUGAUAACCGAUGCCAAAUGGAUUCGCAAACAUGUUAAACCGCUGCUGAAGUCGUUUCUGGAGAGCGAUGCAGACAACGAAGUGAGCGCCACUGGCACCACGACAGCGGAACCUAAACUGGGAACUGAAUUGCAGACUAUGAACCGAACAGGAAGAGGAUGGGGAGGAGGAUGCUGCUGCUGUGGUGGCGGCGGAGGCGGAGGCAGCGACAAUGGACUGCUGGCGGCGGUGUUGGCUUCCCAAAACAACAAUAACGCACUGGACUCCCUUUUACCGUUGCUAUUCGGACUGAUAGCUCUCCUGAUUAUGAAACUCCCUACUUGAUCUCCUAUGCAGUAUUUGGUUCUUGGUUUGGACGAUUUGCUGCACUUACUGCUAGGAAUUUCAGCCCGUCGUUAUAUACUGGCAACGAUUUCCAGGGACAAAGUCACAAAAUUCUGGCAGUAUUGGAAGCUCGUCUAUUUUUAUUUUUUAUUUGUUUUUAGUUGGCAAUAAUUACACAUUUUAAACGGGUUAAUGUAAAUGGACACUGGUUUUAUUUUACCUUUCUUGCUAUCUCUGGCUGUAAGAAUGGAGCAUGAAGACAAUAUUAUGUUUAAGUACACAACUUCCGGUUGUACAAAGUCAUUAAUUGUAAGCUUUUUGUUCUUAUACUGGCUUAUUGUACAUGUUCUGCCACCCUGAACU
Molecule: messenger RNA, 1225 nt
Organism: Paramacrobiotus metropolitanus
Lineage: Eukaryota; Metazoa; Tardigrada; Eutardigrada; Parachela; Macrobiotidae
Exons: 10
Coding region: 146-862 (238 amino acids)
Source: RefSeq, a predicted model, not a curated record